Messenger RNA from Blepharisma stoltei, 1619 nucleotides. The record is from the annotation of a GenBank genome assembly. NCBI's taxonomy places the organism in Eukaryota, Ciliophora, Heterotrichea, Heterotrichida, Blepharismidae.
AUGGGAAACUGCAUUCUGAAAACUGACGAUUGUGACACGACGAUUUGCUUAAAUCCUCAUCAAUUCGAUUUCCAUUAUCCAAUUGGUAGGAGUUCUUUUAGCAAAGUUUGGAAAGUCACCCAGAAAAAUUCAAAGCAAGUGUAUGCCUUGAAGGAAAUCCUAAAAUCAAGAGUAGUAGCACAAAGACACGUUAACUCUGCCCUAAAUGAAAAAGAGAUGCUAAGCGUUCUACGUCAUCCGUUUAUGACUAAUAUGCACCAUGCUUUCCAAAGCCAUAGUCAUCUUUAUCUUACUAUGGACUUCAAGCAUGGAGGCGAUUUACGGUACCAACUUCUAAAACAUAAAUUUGUUGAGGAAGAAGCCAAAUUCAUCAUUUCAUGCGUAAUCAUUGGCUUGGAAUACGUUCAUUCCAAACAAAUCAUCCAUAGGGACUUAAAACCAGAAAAUUUGCUUUUUGACGAAAAAGGGUAUGUAUACUUAUCAGAUUUCGGGGAAGCAAAAAUAUGGGCCCAAGAGAACUCAAAUGAUGUAUCAGGAACUCCUGGAUAUAUGGCUCCAGAAGUUCUUUGCCAACAAAACCACUCUUAUCCUGCAGAUUGGUUUGCAGUCGGUGUUAUCUUACAUGAAAUCAUCACGGGUUCCAGACCUUUCCCGGGAAAAAAUUUAAAAGAAUUUAAAGAAAAGAUCUUAGAAAGCCAAGUGCAAUUAAACGUAGACACUUUAUCCACUUCUUGGUCUAAAGCAUGCGAAGAUUUUGGGUAUCUUAAAAAAACCGAGUGCAGUCAAAAAUGAACUUUUUCUAAAGUAAAACACUCAUCGUUAAUUUUUAUUUUUCCAAAAAAUACGAGGAAAACCCAGCAAGAUGUUUUCCCAGAAUACAUAUAAAGCCCCUUUAAAAUUUUUAUUACUAUUUUUUUCCUCUUGUUUGGGGAGGAAAAAAUUUCAAAGGCCAUUAGCAAAUAUUUGCACAAUUUCUCAUUCAUUUUUAUUUAUUAGAGUAAAAUUAUUAGCAUAUAUAAUCUGAAAAUAUAAGGUUAUCUAGAUAUCUCCAUUUACCUAUUUGAUAGAAACUUUUUAACAGAUAGAAUUUUUUCUGAAGAAUCAAAAAAUAUUAAUAAGUUUUAUGUUGCGGUUUUUCCCCUUAAAAAACAAAGAGUUCCAUUUUCAAUCAUUUUUGAUUAAAAAAAGUAUAGCAAAAAUCAAUAAAUUUUUUUCGGAGCCGCCCAAGAGAUUUUGUAAAUCAAUUAAUCCAAACAAACCCUCAAAAUAGACUUGGGUUUAGAGGGGUUGGUGAAAUAAAAAAUCAUCCAUGGCUAAAGGAUGUAGAAUGGGAUAAAGUUCUUAAAAAAGAAGCUAAUCCGAGAUUUGUCCCUAAGAGAGGGAACAAUUUCAAUAGAGAGUAUGUAAACGAAGACUGGAAUGAUGGGAUUAAGCCAAAAUGCGAUUUUAAACAAGAGAUGUUUGCAGGCUACUUUUAUGUGGAGAUGCCUCACUUUCAGAAUGUAGAUAAUAACCAGAACACACAUAUGAGAAAUAAAAGCUCUUUUGUUCAGCCUCAUAUUCAAAGUGGAAGUUCGAGCAAUCAAAGGGCAAGAGGAAAAAGCUCUGUACGUGGAUAA